Aspergillus puulaauensis is the source of this 1353-nucleotide messenger RNA. RefSeq lists its product as uncharacterized. Gene Ontology annotation, biological process: transmembrane transport. The transcript has 2 exons. The record is from RefSeq and is a predicted model, not a curated record. The coding region runs from base 1 to 1353 and encodes 450 amino acids. Gene Ontology annotation, cellular component: fungal-type vacuole membrane. Gene Ontology annotation, molecular function: transmembrane transporter activity. Lineage: Eukaryota; Fungi; Ascomycota; Eurotiomycetes; Eurotiales; Aspergillaceae.
AUGGCUACCGUCACGCAAACACUGCCAACCACGGCGGUCGACCUUCAGACUCUGGGACAGAAUAUAGAAAGACACCGGAACCCCAACUCCUCUGCUCCGGAGCUCGAGGCAGAUGAAGUGAUGCGGCAGUCCCUGAUCGCGGACUCCCAAGUCCCCGAAGGAGGCUACGGCUGGAUCCUCAUUUGCGCAUGUGCCGUCGUGACGUGGUGGUUCGUGGGCGCCUCAUACACUUGGGGUGUGAUGCAGGCUGCGCUCGUGGAGAACAAGGGCUAUUCGUCCUCGACAUUGGCCUUUGUUGGAUCGCUCUGUCCCGCCUGCAUCUCUCUCCUCGCUGUCCCCAAUGCGAGGGUCAUCCGUCUCAUCGGGGCCCGAGUAACUGCCCUACUGGGCAUUUUCCUCCUCGGUCUCGGCAGUAUCCUGAGCGGGUUCGUGACAGACAACAUUGCCGGCCUAUUCAUGACGUGGGGCUUUGUCGGUGGACUUGGGACGAGCUUGUGCUUUAUGGUUGUCUCCGUCCUCCCAGCACAAUACUUCAAAGCCAAGCGCGGUAUCGCAAAUGGGAUUGUUUAUGCCGGCGGCGGCCUCGGAGGCACGGUGAUCAGUUUCAUCCUGGACGCCCUUCUCCAAAGCGUCGGGAUAGCAUGGACCUUCCGAAUCCUCGGCUUCAUGAUCAUGGGCACGGGGCUGCCAGCCGCCUGGCUAAUCAAAGAACGUGCACCCAUCAACCCAACCAAGAUGGUCGAAUGGAGUCUCUUCAAAGACCUGCGCUUCGCAGUUCUCUUCGCGGUCGGCGUUAUCGGUACAUUUCCUCUCUUCGUGCCGGCUUUCUUUCUGCCGCUGUAUACCAACUCGCUUGGCCUGCCCUCUAGUGCGGGAGCCGGUCUAGUGGCUGCGUUUAAUUUCUGUUCUGCCAUUGGCAGACUUUCGUGUGGGUUUGCGUGUGAUCGAUUGGGCUCCCUAAAUACGCUUUUCCUGUCGCUAUUGCUUAGUGCGCUGAGUAUCUUUGUGCUGUGGCCGGUAUCUAGUUCCAUUGGCCCCCUUAUUGUGUUCGUGGUAAUCAAUGGCACCGCGAAUGGCGGCUUCUUUUCCACUAUGCCCACUGUCGUGGGUAAUGUAUUUGGUUCGGCGAGGAUGCCUGUUGCUGUCGGUAUGAUUGUUAGCGGGUGGCUGGGCGGGUAUCUACUUGGUGCCCCGAUUGCCGGUUACAUUCUGAAUGCUUCAGGUGGCCAAGAGGGUGGGAUUGGUGCUUAUCGGCCGGCUAUCUUCUACGCAGGUUCUAUGGCUACGGUUGCGACAUUUUUGGCGGCGGUUGUGCGGAUGAAAGUUGAUCGGAGGAUUAAGAAGACAGUUUGA